GGAGAUGGAUUCAAUAACGAGAACGAAGGACAACCAGUGACAGGCGCUUUGAGGAGUCCAUUUUCACCUAGCGUAUAUUUUUCGAUCGGGUAGUAAGAAAACGGAAAUAAAAACAAAAUAAGGUUGAUAAAAUUGUCUGUACGGCAAUCAAAAACGAUCAAUUCAUAAUUCCGUGUGCGUUUUUCGUAAUUCCAAGGGAAUUUGCAUCACUCAAUCCGGGUCUUAUUCUGUGUUAUGGUUGGCGUGUCGUCGAAGGAUAAGCCAUUUCCGAACAUGUCUCGCAGUGUAAGGGCCGAAACUCGGGCUAGUAAGAAAGAUGAUGUGAAAAAGUUCAUGCUUUCAAUGGACCGUGUACGUCGCUGGGAAAAGAAAUGGGUCACGAUCGGCGAAACGUCAAUGAAAAUCUUCAAGUGGGUUCCGAUUUCCAGCAAGGAAAACAAAAAGGGCGGUGGUUUGCUGAAAGGUGCAACUGGUGUUGGUGGUGGCACUGUCGGGAAUGGGUUGAACACAUCGGUUAGCAAUGCGGCUACCGUCAAUAGUAACAGUAACAGCAACAGUAGCGAGAAUAAGGAGAACAGCAGAAAGCCGGGAACUGACUCAAAUUCUAACUCGAAUUUCGCACUGACCACUGAGGAUUCAAAUACUUGUUUUUCACUUGUAAGCGAUUCUCAGGGAGCGACAGAGUUUGUGUCCAAUAUGCCCUUCUCCGAGGACUCGAACUCACAAGGUUCGGAUAGUGUGACGAAACGAUUGAAAAGUGAUUAGAUGCACAAUUUUAUCCACAUGUAGGAUCGGAACGCUAUACGAUGGUCUGAGGCACGAUACACUAAUCCCAACUUGAUUGUGCGUAAGUUAUUACUUUUGUUUUGAUACCAGAGCAUCGUCUAAAUGUGAACAUAAGAUUGGUUUGUACAAACGUGGCAUACAGUCUUAACGAUAGGAUUAGGUAUUCUACACAAUUCGAUUAAGGAUAGGACUGCGUUUAAGAGGGGUUACAUAUCCGGGAAAGGCAAUUUUUCGAGACAGUUCUCUACUAUUGGGGGGACGUAUUUUCAUCUUUGACCUCUCACAAACACGAAAACAUGUAAAUUAUUUAUUUUAACAGUCAUAUUCUUACAAUUUCAUCUAGUGAAAGCUACAUACACUUCUAUACCAUUUCAACACAGCAGCAUCGUUAGGUUUUGCCUAGUUUUAUCGUACAACUCGCGCUUAGUCGCUUCGUACAGAGGCUGCCACGCAUUGCUCUUCGAGUUUAGAUUUUUAGCUGCAUUUUCCGUAUACUUUAGAACGAACUUUAGAAAUCUGCAGGAUGGAGAAAAAUUUGCAGAUAUUAUAAGAUACCUAUUAAUAAUGAUAAAAAUAA
Messenger RNA from Topomyia yanbarensis, 1363 nucleotides. It is a transcript of the gene BCL7-like, whose product is annotated as B-cell CLL/lymphoma 7 protein family member A. The record is from RefSeq and is a predicted model, not a curated record. The transcript is spliced from 3 exons. NCBI's taxonomy places the organism in Eukaryota, Metazoa, Arthropoda, Insecta, Diptera, Culicidae. Bases 235 to 765 code for a protein of 176 amino acids.